This is a messenger RNA of Paramecium octaurelia, 1895 nucleotides long. Lineage: Eukaryota; Ciliophora; Oligohymenophorea; Peniculida; Parameciidae. The record is from the annotation of a GenBank genome assembly.
CGAAUAUGGCAUCAGCAUCUAAAGAAAAGAGAAUAAAGAAAAAAGAGAAGGAGGAGCAAAUAUAAAGCAAAUCAUUAGGAAAUUUUCACAAUUUAGAAUUAUUAUGUAAAGCAGAUGACAGAUAAAAAAAAACACUGUAGAAAAUAAUCAAAUAAAAACCUGAUCUUGCAAAAAGUUUAAAUAUUUAUGCUGAUGGAGUCAAAUACUACUUAGCACGUUAGCAAUAGCGAGACAAAUUACUGGCUGGAAAAGAGUCUCCCUUAGCUGACGUAACGGAGGAGCAAGUCUAAAUCCCUGUUUUACCCUCUAUCUCAAAUCGUUAAAUAGUUAGAUAAUUUAAGCAAGACCCAUUGAACGCAAAAAAACUAUCAGAAAGCUUAGAAAAAGCAAACAAAAGGUAGUAUCAUACUAACAAUUACACACCUUUUGCAAAUCGAUAAAAAGUUAACAUCAUUUAAACUUAAAAUCCUCCUUUAAAAAUAAACAGAGAAAAAGAGUUGCCAAAACUUAAAGUAAAGAAAUAAAAUCUUACAUAGUUUAAUUAUUAUAUAGGACCUGGAAAUAAUGGCGAAUUGGUAAAACGUAUUUUAUAAAAAAGAGAAUAAUAUUGGAGUGCUGUGCCUUAAUAAUUUCAAUAUAAGCAUUUUAUAUGGCAGCAAUCCUACUUCGGUAUGGAUUUUAAUAGACUCUCAGCUUCAGACAGCCUAUUUACAAGGGUGAUGUAUAACUUUUUUGAAUUCCAUAAAAAUAUCACAUCUAAAUCUGGUACUAAAUUUGUCAAAUAAGAUAGGGUUGUCAAUAUCUUUACUACAGUACUAUAACAAUAUAGAGAAAACAUUUGACGUCAUUCCCUUGGUGUUCAUCAUAAAUUUUAAGAACUCAGAUUGGAUGAAAGACGUGUAAUAAUUUACUGAAUUUUAUUGUAAUAAUAAUCCACUAACUUAAACUUCCAUGAAAACUAAUUUAGAUUUUGACUUUUAUGUAUCCAAUCUUCCUGCAAACAAAGUAAAUUAUAAUGGAAUAAAAACAUAUAAAAUGCAAGAAACAUUAACAAACAAGACUCAAUAUCUAUGGCUACUUAAGCCUGCAGAUUGGAAUAGAGGAGAAGGAGUCCAUGUAUUCAAUACAUUGGAGGAAGUUGAAACACUCAUAAAAUCGUACUAUUAUGGCAAGGGUAAUUAUGAAUGCAAAGAAUUUGUGAUUUAGAAAUACAUUGAAAGGCCAUUGCUAUUGGGAGGAAGGAAAUUCGAUAUAAGAUGUUGGGUAUUGAUUACUCAAGAGAUGCACUACUAUUUAUUUAGGGAAGCCUAUAUAAGGACAAGUGGAACAACAUUUUCUUUAGAGAAUGUAAAUAUAUAUAUUGAUUAAACCAUAUUAGAAAGAUAGAUACAUUCAUUUGACGAAUAAUGCAGUUCAAAAAAAUGCUUAGAACUAUGGAUAAUUUGAAGAUGGAAAUUAAUUAUCCUUAAAACGAUUUCAGAAGCAAUUGGAGUAAGAUCUCAUUGAUAUUCGAUAGUUAAUAAGAAACUAAAUACGAUUUUCGAAAGGAAGGGUGGCCAAAAAUAAAGGAGGUUGUGAAACUUACUUUGAGUUCAACUAGACUGAAUAAGAGGAAUAGAAAGUAUGGGAUGCAAGUAUUGGGUUACGAUUUUAUGAUUGAUGAAAAUCUUAAGUUGUGGCUCAUCGAAGUUAAUGCUAAUCCUUGUAUUGAGGAGAGCUCGAAUCUAUUGAAAAUGCUGAUCCCAAGGAUGUUAGACGAUGCUUUCAAACUUACUGUUGAUAAGGUUUUUACUCCAGAUGUAGAUUUUGGGAUGCAGUAACCGAAAUUUAAAGUAGAUGAGUAUGAUGACUCAGAGAAUAUGUGGGAACAAUUGGGAGUGUGUGGAUGAAUAAAU